GGGCCGUUCAGUGUGCGCCCAGCGAGCCUCGCGGACCAUGGAGCCUGUGUCGCUGCAGGACUUCGUGUGCGCCCUGGACCCCGCCUCCCUCCCGCGUGUGCUGCGGGUCUGCUCGGGUGUCUACUUCCAGGGCUCCAUCUACGAGAUCUCCGGGAAUGAAUGCUCCCUCUCCACAGGAGACCUGAUCAAGGUCACCUGUGUUCGCCUCCAGAAGGUGGUCUGCGAGAACCUGGGGACGGGCCAGACCAUGGAGCUCGCUCCCAACUUCCAGGGCAACUUCAGCCCCCUCACUGGCCCCCAGAGCUAUGAAACCCUGGAGGACCUGGUCUCUGCUACGACCCAGAGCUCCAAGCAGCUGCCCAUCUGCUUCAUGUCGACCCACAGAAUCACCACCAAGGCCAGGGUGGUGCCUCAGGAGCAGCCCCUCAAGCUUGAGGCUGUGGAAAUGCACCUCGGGACCUGCUGUGCCCGCUGUGUGCUGGGCACCGGGGCCCAGCAGGUGAUUCUGCACCUGCCCCUGUCCCAGAAGGGGCCCUUCUGGGAACUGGAGCCUGGGCCCCCUCGGACUCUGCUCCAGGUGCUGCAGGACCCGGCCCUGAGGGACACCAUCCUCACCUGCCCCGUCCUCCCCUGGCACUCCCUGACCCUGAUGCCCCAGUAUGAGGUCGAAGCCAUCAUGCACUUGCGCAGGACCAUCGUCAAGAUCCCCUCCACGCUGGAGGUUGACGUGGAGGAUAUCACCGCCUCCUCUCAGCACAUCCACUUCAUACAACCGCUGCUGCUGAGCGAGGCCCUGGCCCGGGGAGGCCCCUUCCCCCUGCCCACAGAGAUCCUGGAAGUUCCGGAGGGGCCCCCCAUCUUCCUCAGCCCGUGGCUGAGCUCCUUACGGAAGGGCCAGAGGCUCUGCAUCUAUGGCGUGGCCUCGCCACCCUGGCGGUUCCUGGCCUCAACCAAGGGCCGGAAAGUGCCCAGACACUUCAUGAUCUCUGGGGCCUACCAGGGCAAGCUGCGGCGGCGGCCGAGAGAGUUCCCCACGGCCUACGACCUCCUGGGUGCUCUCCAGCCAGGCCAGCCACUCCGGGUAGUGGCCACAAAGGACUGUGAAGGAGACGGGUUGGAGAACCCCGGGUUCAUGUCCCUGGCCAUGGGAGACAGGCUGGAGGUGUUGGGGUCUGGCCAGGCCCUUGGGGUUCAAGAGAGGGACAUGAAUGUCCUGGUGUGUCAGCGGCUGAGUGACCAGCCUGGGGAGGAAGAGUAUGAAGAGGCAGAGGACCAAGAACAGAUUCUGCUGCCCCUCCACUUCUCUGGCGGCUUCGUGGAAGAGCUGGGUGAUGGCCGGCGCUACAGCCUGCAGGAUCUGAUUGCCCAGUUCCCACUGCCCUGUGAGGUCAAAGUGGUGGCCAAGGAUGCCAGCCACCCUGAUGACCCUCUGCCCUCCUUCCUGGGCCUGCGGCUGGAGGAGAAGAUCAUGGAACCCUUCUUGGUGGUCAGCCUGGACUCCAACCCUGAGAUGUGCUUCGAGGUCCCUCCCCGGUGGCUGGACCUGACUGUCGUGGAAGCUGAGGGGCAGCCAAGCCAGCCGGCUGGGCCCCUCCCCGUAGUCCCAGUGGAGGAGCUGACAGAGGCCUUCUAUUAUCACCUUCGGAAGUCACCGGCCUUUGAGGGUCAAGCUCCCCCGCCCAGGCCUCCGAAAAGUAAGGGCCUCAGUGGGCAGAAGAAGCAGGUCAGCAAGGCGAAAGGCGUCAAGUCUUCUGAAGCCUUCGAAUUGCAGGAACCAUCUCUGAUGCCUAAACCCAAGAGGAAGACCUUGCGAAAGGUCAUCAAGGACAGCUGCAAUUUAUACAGUGAGAUUCCUGGUCGCAAGAAAGGUCUCAGGCCCACGAAGCCCAUCACUCAGGAUACAAAUGACGAACACGAUUACGAAGAAAUACUUGAGCAGUUUCCGAAAACCCUCUAGGUGCUGGAGAAACCUUACUUCCUAACUGCUGCUUCUCAGGGAACCCGAGAUAUCAGCCAACUAUUACAAGCCUUUAGAGGACCCUGGACAAGGUCUCUCAGAAAUCAGACUGUGGACAAGGAGUGGCCGGGUGGGGACUGACUGGAAAUAGGAUAGACCCUGCACCAGCUUCCCUCUGGCCCCUCUGGGCCCAGCACCUUGCAUUUGGCUCCUUCAGGUUCAGAGCUUUGGUAUCAAGUAGCCAGCUGGGUUCUACUCAAUCCUGCACCCCAACACCAGUUGUCCCACUUGUUACUGCAGAAAGGAAUCCAAGACACUGCCCACCUCGGUGACAGCAGCACAGUGCCUCCUGCCUCUUGGUAAAGGGGACUCAAUCCUGAUGACACACUGCACUGAGAGCCUUCUGUAAUGCUGGCCGCCCCUGCUCCACUCUCUCCUCUCUCUCGCCGUCCCCCACCCAGGCUCCGAGCCCCUGAGGGACCAGGACUGUCUUCCUCAACUCUGCAGCACCCAGCACAUGACCGUUGUAGGUGACUAUCCAAGAUUAUUUCACUUUAAAAGCACAGAAUAAAAAUGACAUCUGAGCUUCGGGAAAAAUGAUUAAGAGAUUAUCACUUAUUAAGUUCUGUCUGUGUACCAGACCCUUUACAAACCCGAUCUAAAUCAACUCUCUGAGGUAGACAAGGCCUGGUUUUAAAAAUCAGGAAACAAACUAGUCUAGUGUGCUUCAGCGGGCAGGCUAGUCAUGGGCCUGGGUCAGGAUCCUUGCUCACCACCUACAAGUGAUUUUAACCUCUCUAAGCUUCAGUUUCUUCACAUGCAAAAUGAAACUAAGUUAUCUACCUCAAAAGAUUGUUUUAAGGAUCGACUGAGAUAAUAUCUGUAGAGCAUUUAUCACAGUGCCUGGCUCAUAAUAAAUAUUCAGUAAACA
Delphinapterus leucas (beluga whale) is the source of this 2888-nucleotide messenger RNA. RefSeq names its product thymocyte selection associated family member 2 (gene THEMIS2). Gene Ontology annotation, biological process: T cell receptor signaling pathway. Gene Ontology annotation, cellular component: cytoplasm; nucleus. NCBI's taxonomy places the organism in Eukaryota, Metazoa, Chordata, Mammalia, Artiodactyla, Monodontidae. The record is from RefSeq and is a predicted model, not a curated record.